AGGCUCGCGCCGCCGCGUCGCCGCCUCGCUGGGUCGUCUGGUCCCGCUGCGGUGAGGAGGGCUCUGCGCAGAUCCCGUGCCGGCCAGCUCCCGUCUCCGCGUGUCUGCGGCCGCCGACGAAGAUGGCCUCAGGAGUGCAAGUUGCUGAUGAAGUGUGUCGCAUUUUUUAUGACAUGAAAGUUCGUAAGUGCUCCACACCAGAAGAGAUCAAGAAGAGGAAGAAGGCCGUCAUUUUUUGUCUCAGCGCGGACAAGAAGUGCAUCAUCGUGGAAGAAGGCAAAGAGAUCUUGGUUGGAGAUGUGGGUGUAACCAUAACCGAUCCUUUCAAGCAUUUUGUGGGAAUGCUUCCUGAAAAAGAUUGCCGCUACGCUUUGUAUGAUGCGAGCUUUGAAACCAAGGAGUCCAGAAAAGAGGAGCUGAUGUUUUUUUUGUGGGCACCAGAACUAGCACCUCUGAAAAGUAAAAUGAUCUAUGCAAGUUCCAAGGAUGCCAUCAAAAAGAAGUUUCAAGGCAUAAAACACGAAUGUCAAGCGAAUGGGCCAGAAGACCUCAAUCGGGCUUGUAUUGCAGAGAAGCUAGGUGGAUCCUUAAUUGUAGCUUUUGAAGGAUGCCCCGUGUAGAUCAUCACUCAGUGCCACAAACCGAAAGCUUCCAUGUUCAAUGUUAUUCUCUUUCUGUAUAAGUAAAGCAAAUACAUUUAGGCCAGGGUCUCACUGAGGGGGAGCUGUCUUACCUUCUGCAGUAAACAAAAUAUUCUGUAAACAUGUGCAAAUGGCCCUAAAUAAAUCUAAAGUUUCAUUGGUGUAAAAUUAAAUUCUUACUGGCUAAAUGCCUGUUUUGAGGAGUUGGCUUGUAAAGAUUGUUAAACUCAGGAUUUGUAGCGAUGCAGUUCACAAAACAGUACAAGGCCAUAUGAAGAGACUGCUACACCCUUGUUAACCUCGCCAGUUACUUUGUCUCUUUUGCUUAGAGAAUUGGUCAUAAUUUGGUUAUAAUUUUGGCCCAAAUUCAUUAUUCUUCGUUGAGCUAAGCUGAAUAAUGGAAACUAAUUCUCCUCACAGCACAUAACACUAAUAGACUAACUACAGUAAGAUUAAGUCAGGCGGUCUUUACUUCACCAGACGUGUAGCGGUCACCAGACGUGUAGCGGUCACCAGACGUGUAGUGGAGACGCCUCAGAACGCGUGUACACUGUAACCAAUGCCGAUCUCGCAAAGCACUGUUCCAGCACCUGGUGGGAAUGAGGGAACGCUGCCUGCACUGUGGGCGUCUCUCUUCUCACUAGUUCCGAGGCUGUUCUGGUGGGUGGACCUUGCAUCCUGGAAAUCACGGUGUCUCUUCGGGAGAACGUGCAGUGUCUUGUAACAACUAAUUGACUUAUAAUGCAAAUGAGGGCUCUAUUGUAAUAUACUUUGUUAAUGAAAAUGAUAAAACAGUCUAUUGACAAGCUAGGACACCUAUGAUAUCUUGUGUCUCCUUUGGAUUUUUGCUGCUUCUAGUACAAUAAGGGGUGGAAGAACAUGAAGUUAGUGUUUACCUUGGGGCCUGGGAGGACUUCUUUAUUUCCUAAAGUGGUUGACUGUGUGUGAAACGGGAGCAGGUGUGGCGGAUGACACUCCUGGGAAGCAGCUCCUGACGGGUUGGACGUGAUUGUCUCGACAUCACAGAGGUGCACCAACAGUUGAACUUAGAAGUAGCAGUAUUGGCUUUAUGUAAUAAAGGAAGCAUUUUUAACUUA
Loxodonta africana (African savanna elephant) is the source of this 1738-nucleotide messenger RNA. RefSeq names its product destrin, actin depolymerizing factor (gene DSTN). Gene Ontology annotation, cellular component: actin cortical patch; cytoplasm; actin cytoskeleton. Gene Ontology annotation, biological process: actin filament severing; actin filament fragmentation. The transcript is spliced from 4 exons. The coding region runs from base 123 to 620 and encodes 165 amino acids. The record is from RefSeq and is a predicted model, not a curated record. Lineage: Eukaryota; Metazoa; Chordata; Mammalia; Proboscidea; Elephantidae. Gene Ontology annotation, molecular function: actin filament binding.